UGCGGUGACUGAGAUGGCAAGAGAGUGAGGAAAUUGACGGUAAUUGUUGUAACCUAGCUAUCGUGACGAAAGUUCGCUCGUUAUAAAAUUUGUCUCCGUAUCUAGAAUAAACACGCACAGACGUUCUAGGUCAACAGUUGUUGGUAAUUCUAAAUAUGGCAAGAGGAAUCUUUUUUCUGGCAUCUCUGUUAGUUAUGGUAUCGGCGGGACCUACCGAUAGGAAGACGGAAACUCCGGGCGAUCUGGAACCCGUGAACGAUGCUGCAAUGUGUACCGAUGUGCAGCGGAUAUUUACUACUAAACAGAUAGGCAUUUCUCGUCAAGUGCCGGAUAGUGAAGUUAAAGGGGACCACCUGGAACUUUGCCCCUCCAACAGGUCGUGUUGUACCAAAGAUAUGGAGGAAAGCUACAAAACAGCAGCGAAAGUCGAUUUUCAGCAUCGGCUGCAGAGUAGCAGUUCGUAUCUCAAGACUCUGAUUUCGGCCAGCAGUAACCAGUUUCUAGAAAAAUUUCAAGAGAUGACAAGGCUUGCAGAAAACAACACACACACACUAUUUUCUCAGACGUAUAAAAAAAUGGAGUCUGUUGCUCGGUUACCGACUGAGCAACUUUUUGCCGAUCUCUUGGCAUACUUAAAGGGUAAAGACAUAACUGUGGGACAACGUGUGGACUCCUUCUUUGCGUCUCUUUUUCCCAUUGUCUACCAUCAUAUCAUCAACCCAAACUUGAGAGAGUUCAGCAAUGAUUACAAGGAGUGCUUAAAGGAAAAAGUAGCUGAAAUCAAACCGUUUGGUGAUAAAGCAAAGUUGGUUUCUCUUCAGAUAGUGCGCUCUCUUGAUGUUGCUCGUAUUCUUCUACAAGCUUUGAACCUCGGUGUAGAGAUAAUCAACACAACGGAACACAUGGACUUUGGGCAAGAGUGUAAUAAGGCCCUAGUCAAGUUGACCUAUUGCGCGCACUGCCAGCGACUGGUCUCAGUUAAACCUUGUAGUGGGUUCUGCCUGAAUGUAGGUCAUGGAUGUUUAGCCAAAAUAGCUGAACUGGACAAACCAUGGGGCGAUUACGUAGGAGCGCUUCAUAGGCUGACAAGUGGAAUGAGUGAAUCCUCAAACAUUGAAAAAGUCAUGAAUCUAUUAGACGCUAAAAUUUCAGAAGCCAUCAUGCAUGCGAUGGAUGAUGGACCGGAAGUAACAAAAAAGGUUAAAAACGUUUGUGGGCACCCGAAACGGUCCACAAGAUCUUCGUCAGAAGCCACCGACUCUGAGCAAGAAACAAAUGGACAAAUUGUAACUUCGAGGUCGGUUGUUUCCACGUGGCACGUUCGUCUCCAAAAUUUUGUCAAGAAGUUGUCGCAAUCUAAAGGAUUCUACGCUAAUCUAGCCGACGAUAUAUGUAACGAUGAAACUCUAGCUGUAAAAGGAGAAUCAAACUGUUGGAAUGGAAACGAACUUGGAACGUAUAAGAAAACAAUAGCUGGAAUUGGUGUCGCAGCACAGAAGUACAAUCCAGAAAUUACUCUAGCUGGAACAGAAGAAGUAGUGGUCACCUCUCUGGUGGACAAACUAGUGCAUAUGAGAGAGUUACUGGACAGUAAGGUGGACUCCGUCCCAGAAUCCGACUCCUUGUUCAUCCAGGAAGCUGGUAGUGGCAGCGGUUUCUAUUAUAAUACUAUCGUCGACGAUGAGGACUACUAUGACUAUUAUGAGACGAACGGUUCGGGAAGUGGUGACAUAUGGGGUACGUUAGAUUAUGGGUCAGGCAGCGGUGACGGCAGCCCCGAUAUCACAACUCCUCCCUCUUCUACGAUAGAAGACACUGGGGCUACGGAAAAAGAACCAGAUCUUCAUUUCUCUAAUAAAGGUAGUGGUACCACAGAAGUUCCCAAGACAAAAGACGAAGGUAGUGCUUCUGGAAGAGUUUUCUGUAAUAUCACUGCUGUUAUCUGUAGUUUGGCAUUCAUGGUUACACUACAAUUUCUGACUCCUCUUUGAGGACAAAGGCCACUAAAACAUGUGCCAUUUAGAAGAAAGGUUGAGGCAGUGUUAUACAUUUUAUUAAGUGUGAUCGAGUCUUGCAGGACCGUAUUUUUAUUUUGAAUGACUUAAUGCAAACAAAAUGUAUCUUGCCUUGCCUGAAAUAGUUUUUGUGAGUUAUUACAUGAAAACGAAACUUUCCAUAAAAGAAAAUAGAGAUUCAUAAAAAGUCCAGUUUUCCCUUGAGUUUAAAUUCUUUACAGAGAGAACUACAGCUGAUUUGUUUUGUAUUCACUUCUUGUCUGUAUUUUUUAUUUUUUUUAUAAUAUUUCAAGUGCCAUUUUCUAUUUUUAUGUCUAUAUCUUUUAACUAUUCAUGAUGCAAUUGUUGCAAAAUAUUGAGUGCAUCACUACCAAUACUUGUGUUCUUAGAUUGAUUUAUACUUGAUAUUUAUGAUUGUGUGGGAAAGUCAAUAACUGGUAUAUUUGGGGAGUAUGAAAUAAAAUAUUUGAGUCAAGUCAUAAAAAAGUUAGAAGGAUCAUUAAUGACAUUCAUGUCAUUUCUUGUUUAGCCAUGGAGUCAUCUUUGGCGGUAGAAUUCAGGCUAACAUAAGAUCUUUAUUAAUAUUACUUUAUUUAUGGAGAUCUACCUGUGUAAUGUUACCAGAGUGCUAACAUUAGCCUAUCUUGGAUAUCUACAGUACAAGUGAUAUCUACUACUUUUAUACUCUUUUAGACCCCAAAGCUAAUUAAUCUCCUGUUAUAUGUUUAACUAUAAACAGUUUACUUAAGACCUACAACAGCAAAUGACAAAGGAGAAUCAUAUUUUAUCUGCAGCUUAUCAGUGUUUAAAUUGUUUUAUUGAAAUGUAAAUUGUUAAAGAGAAAGGUGGUACAAUUACAGUAGCUAUAAGUCCCACCAUUUUAAGAUGAUGUCACGGGAUGUUACUUGUGAAAUACAAGUUAAAAACAAUUAUUACAACAGUAACUCAUCAGCAUUUUAAGAUGACUUAUGCUGAGAUAUCAGUUGUUAAAGUAGAAUAGUUGUAUCCAUAUUUUUUUUUAGCAUUCAUAGUGAUUUUAUGAAACAUAAGUUGUUGAAAAUAAAGUAAAGUUGUUGUUCUAUUAAUAACAUUGCAGAGUUUAUGGUAAUUUAAAGGGAUGAAACCACAGCAAAAAACUAAUUAUAUGUAUAACUCUUUUGGUUUUAUGAUGACUCGGUGGACUCUUGUCAUAACAAAUUAAAAAACACUAAUCCAAAUAAUUAAUUUCCACCUAUAGGACAGAUCUGAUGUUGAAAUAUAACGAUAAGGACAUGCAUUUUUAUACACACACACACACCUGCUCCAAUUGACUGAUUAGUGAUUAAAGAAAAUUGUUAGAGCAAGAAUUUUUGGUGACAAAACUCUCUCCAGCAUCGGUUUUCUUUGGAUUAAUGCCUGAGGUAGUCUGAGAGUAAAUGCUGUCUUAUAUACAUAUCAUCUUCUAGUGCAGUUCACUCAUAUCUGUAGGAUGUUUAGUCUCUUUGGAGAAAGAAUCCCUUUCAAAUUCUGAAAGAAAUGAGAAAUUUAGAAAAUACAAUUAUUAAUUUAUAUUUUUGCUUCUUUUUUUUGGCAAAACUUAUUAGUUGUGUUUUUUUGUGUUAAGACAGUACUAGUGAUCUACAUCCUAAGCUUAAUCUAUGCUCUCAUAUUAAACACAGGAUUAACAAGCACAAUAGUUUAUCUUGGGAACAUUAAAAGAUUUAACCAUGUACUGGUUCGAAAGGUAUAGCUUUUCUGGUUGAAGAUAGUCCACAGUGCUUGAGGGAAUUGUUCAAUUGAUCUUGUGUAAUAUGGUCAGACAAUUCAGUGCAGGUAUAAUAUAAGCAGAUUUUCAAUACAAGUUAUUGAAAAAGUAAUAAGGAGCAAGUCAUGAAGUUGACUGAAAGACAGUAUUUAUUUUAGUUAGGAACAAAAUAUUGGCCAGAUACGAGAACAAAUCAUGGAUUCUCUGUUAAACGUUUUUACACUAUAAAUGUUUGGUAGAUAUAAAACUGGGCUAAAUAUGUUGGAUUUUGUUUCAUAAGUCUGAAUAGUUUUUGAUUCAUAAGGUUUUAUUAUUUUAUAAGUUUAAACAAAUAAAAUGUGGACUCUAAGCCUAUGUUAAAUGUUCACACAGACUUAAUACGUGGGUUAAAUGGGUCAUAUUCAUAUAAAUCACAAAUACUGUUGUUUUUGUUUUCUAUUUGUGAUAAACUGAAUGUUUGUACAGAAACCUCAAAGUAAGAAAUUUAAAUCCAUGGAAUGAAAAAUAAUAUUAGGAAUACCAAGAUCCAAAGAAUGUAAUGUGGUGUUAACUGCAGGAAUCUUAUUAUCCACAGGAUCUAAAAAGCUAUUACAAAAAUCUAUGGAAUGAAAGAUAAUGCUGUAAUAUGUCCUAUGGUUAGUAGGAUAAAAUGCUGUUAUUAUUGGAAUUCAAGGUCUAUGGAAAGAAAUGGAAUAUUAUUCUAAGAAGUUUAUGAUCCGUGAAGUGAAAUAGGACAUUAUAAUAAGAUUUUAAAAAUAAAUACAGUGAAAUGAUAUAUUGCUGCAUAAGUCCUUAGAAUCAUGGUAUGAAAUAGGAUGUCAUUGAAGAGCCUUAAAAUCUUUAAGAUGUAAUAGAAUUUCAAAAUAAGAUUCACAAAUUCAGUAUAAUUAAAUUGGAUUUAUUCCAAGAAUAUUAAUAUACAUGGAAUAGCACAGGAUGUUACUAUUGAAACCCCAAGAUCUAUGAAAUAAAGUAUAUAUCCCUUAGUGUUUAUAGAAGGAAGCAGUAGUUUAUUAUAAGAUCUUUAACAUACAUGCUAUUGUAAUAAAACAUGUUGUUUUUAUAAUAACUUUUUGUAAAUUAUUAUAACAAACCUUAAGAUAAGAAAAUGAUUUGGCUUAUAAAUACUAAGGCAGACUUAAUAGGAAUAUACAGUGACUGAUGGUUAGAUGGAAAGAAUAAGUUAGUUUUAAAUACAGUACACCCUCAAUUCACUGUAAGAGAAUACUAAUCAAUAUUUAACUUUGAAAAAAGGGUGUUUUAAAUGAGUGAUAAUCUUUGUACAGAUAUUGUGUGAUAAAAUAAUGAAACAAACUUUAUUGGGGUUAAUGGUCUAAGGGAGAAAUGACGGGAAAAAGCAAAUAACUUUCGAAAUGCUAUCAUAUACAUUAGGUGAAAUAGGACAAUUUCUAAGCUUCUAAAUUCCUAAUCUUUAACCCUCUAUUGUAUGCAUUAAGAAAAUAUGAUGGGAAAAAGUUUUCUUUGUGAUCUAUAUUACACCAAAAAUAUGUUUUUGUGAAAUAUAUUUUGGUAAAUUAUAAAAGUGGUACAUUAUCUAGCAGUAACAUUAUUUGAUUAAGGAACCAACAAAAAUAAUUCCAUGGUUUGUAAUAGACUGUUACGUGGAAGUAAAAUCAUUCAACUACAGAAUUGAAGCAUUUGAAUAUACAUUAAACAACAAAGAUUUGUUACAUGGAUGUUACAGUGUGAAUAGAGGGUUAAUUAUGUCCCAUAAUGUUACAGUGUGAAUAGAGGGUUAAUUAUGUCCCAUAAUGUUACAGUGUGAAUAGAGGGUUAAUUAUGUCCCAUAAUGUUAGUGUGAAUAGAGGGUUAAUUAUGUCCCAUAAUGUCUCUUAUUCAAAAGAAUUAGAAAAGUAUAUAUAAUGUUACUAGUAAUUUUAUAAGAAGAAGGGAAAACGAAGACACAUGUUAAUGGUAUACAGCAAAACAAAAGGCAAAAUAUUAUUAUAUUAUAUAUAUAUAUAUAUAUAUUGUGAUUUUUCUUUUACCCAAAACUGGGGAAGAGAGAAUCAGUAAAGACAUGUAUUGGAUUUUGUUUGUUUUUUUGUCAUCUUUUAAUACGUGAUGAAGGGGUGUAGGGUGUAAUUUGACAGCACAAGGGUGUGUUAGUGGUAGAUUCCAUUGAGUUUAUCUUAUGGCAAAACCAGAGAGAGAAAAGCAGGUUAUAUGAUAAUGUUAUUUGAAAAGAAAUGUUCUAACUUUGUUUAGCUGGCUUGAAGGUGAUGUAUUACAACAUUGUUUAUUAUAUAAUCCAGAUAUAAUUAUUGACAGUCAUCAUAAAUACCUGGAAAGAUGUAUUAUACAAAAAAUGAGAAGGGUGCCUUAGAAAGAACAUGUGGUUCAUGUAUCCCUGCUCACGUGAUUGUUAUAUAACUUAGUUGAUAAAAAGAUUUGCUUUGUGUAUAUAUAUAUAUAGAGAGGAAUGCUGACAUGAUAGUGUCGAGAACUGAGAUGGUAUUUAUGCCGUAAUUGUUGAUAUAAAUUCGUAAUUUAGUGCUUUAAAUUUUUUAUGCAUUUUUGUUUUUGUAUGAUAUAUUUCACUAAACAAAUUUGCUGCGGAGGUAUUUAAUUUUUAUCACCACAAAAACUGGCAACUUCAGAGUUUAACCAGUCGUUUAUGGUGUCUUUCAUUGUUUGUGAAUUAACGUUAGGUCUGAUGUUAUUUACUGGCGUAUGUUUCAUUUGGUUGUAUUGUCCAGUCGUCAAGCAUUUAAGCUUGACCACUGUUCAACUUAGCGUUUGUGAUUCGUUGACAAGAGAGUAAAGAAUCUAUGCAUUGACUCAUGUCGUCGUGCCUUAUCUAGAAUUAUAAGUUAACAAACUUGUCUGAGCGUAGAAUAGUGUCUUAUUAACAAUAUGGAGGAACCUUAGAGUUAAAUUAAACUAUCUACAGCCUUGCCUUUGACCACUAUAACAAGGAAUAAAUCUACUGUGUGUGUUGACUGAAGUUCUUAAGGACUACUAGGUGGCAAGAUGCUACUUCUCAGUUAUCUUGAAAAUUUGUGAUAUGCUGAGAUAAAAUUGUCUUCCGAUUUAGUGAAAAUAAAAACAUACGAUUGACACCUUACAAACUUUUUUUAAGCUUUCCUAAUCUCAAAUUAAUCAAAUUAAUUUAAUUACCUUUUUAAAGUGUAUUGAUUUUCUUUUGAAUCUUUUUUUUUUUUGUAUUCUUCACAAGCACAAAACUUGCUAAUUCUGCCAUUCCAUGUAUUUUUUUACUCAUGGCACGAUUAAAAACUUUACUAGAGGAUUGUAACUUAUAACUGUGAUUUCUUUAUCUUGUAUUUAUGUGUGUGUUAUUAAGUUAGGAAAACUUUGGGUAUACAGAUCAGUAAGCAUGUACAUAAGAAAGUGGUUGUAUAUGCAAAAUCUAAUGUGUGUAGUAAAGAUAAGUUUCAACCCCUGGAAAUUCUCCUCGUUCACGAAAGUGCUAGUCUAAUUUUCCUCUUUCAGUGUUUUUCGUCCUUGUCUGAAAUCUGUAGCCUAGAGUAACAAAAUUACCUGUUGUUUAAUAAGUAUGAAGAAGUAAUUAAUUAUAGGAAUGAGCAUGGAAAUAUGUAAAACAUGUUAAAGCUUCUGUUGUCAUGUGGAUCUAAGAGUUGUAUUUUGAGAGAGGAUAAGCUGUUUCUGCUUAUUUUUAUAUGAUGUAGUAAGAUAUUUGAAUCUUAAUUUCUGUCCCCUUUUUCUAGUUAUCUGACAAUUGUGAGAAAAAAAAAAGCAACAAAUUAAUAGGAUAUGUUUUCAAUGUCAUUAUUGUAAGUAACCUAUCUUGUAUCGAUUUUCGUAUCAUUAUUAGACAUUAAAUAAACUGUUUUGGCAGCAAA
This is a messenger RNA of Limulus polyphemus (Atlantic horseshoe crab), 7604 nucleotides long. RefSeq names its product glypican-5-like. Gene Ontology annotation, biological process: cell migration; regulation of protein localization to membrane; positive regulation of canonical Wnt signaling pathway. NCBI's taxonomy places the organism in Eukaryota, Metazoa, Arthropoda, Merostomata, Xiphosura, Limulidae. Gene Ontology annotation, cellular component: extracellular region; plasma membrane; cell surface. The transcript is spliced from 7 exons. The record is from RefSeq and is a predicted model, not a curated record. Bases 156 to 1991 code for a protein of 611 amino acids.